AUGCAUCAACGACCACGGCCGGCGUCUCGGCCGGCCUCGGAGGCGUCUAAUCCUGCACUCUCGGCGGACGGGAGACCGCUCACCGAGAAACAGGUCCAGGACCAGAUCACCAAGCUCAACCAGAUCGUGCAGAACUACCACACGAAAGCGGCGCUGAUAAUACUGCAUUCGAGGACGGUUCUACGGCCAAUCUACAAGGAUGGGAUUAAGAGGGUGAACAAAUGGUUCAACGUCGAGGUAGACGACACAGACGCCCUGCGAGAAGACCUCACCCAAUGGCGAGUCUGCACCGCUACCGACAGGCGGCCCGAACCCCUCGUCAUCGAAACGUACAUUGAUACCUCCCAGCUCACAAACUACCAGGACUUGGUCAUCCUCGACGACUGCAACAAACGAUGGGACGUGCUUGAAGCUCUGUCCAAUAUUCCCGGAGGACCGGAGAAGCGGAAGGGUGCGAAGAACGAUGUCAUCCUGGAAAGAUGGUUUAUCGAACUAGGCCCAUCCGCCUCGGCUCUGCCACGGGAUAUGACGCACAUUCUACCGACCACAUACAAGAAAUGCAUCAUUACCUUCCGGUCCCUAUUCGCUUACUCUAAGUUCCUGCCGGCGUGGAAGUUCUCCAAGCGUCAGUCAAAGGUCACCACCAGUCCCGUUCUACGGCUACAGCAUCGUAUACUGCCGGCCAGUAAGUCUCUACAUGGAAGUCGAUCGGAUACCCUGACCAUCCCCCUUCAUGAUGGCGGCGGCGAUGUGGUGGAAAACUACUCCUUUGGAGUGACCGAGUCUCCUGCCGGCCCGCUCUCAAUCAGAGUGACGUAUCGGACAAACUGUGAGUUCCGUGUCGACGAUUCGGAAACGCUUCUUAGCUCUCGGUUCAUGGGUGCAGACGAUGACCUCUUCCGUCCUUCCUUGCCUACAGAGGACGACAACAACCACCAUCGGUCCCAGAAUGCAGACGUUGGCUCUUUGCCCGCUAGGCAUCGGACAUCGAAUAAUCCGGACCUCAGCCAGGCAUAUGGCAGCAUGUCUACCUUUCAUCGGGCCGACCCAGGCGUCAAGGGUAGCCCCAUUUCUGCCUUGCGUGCGGCUAGAGAGCUGGGCGGUGGUUCGCCUUCUCCGCCAACAUUCAUGCCAUCGCCAAAACUCGGCCAUGCUCGACUUGCUUCGCUUUCCGGUGAAGAUGCGCAGGCGCCACAGAGAAGACCGUCGGUAUCAUACCAGCCCUUCAAGGCGCCGUCACUAUCUGCUUCGCCGGCUCUAAGUGCAACCCGUAGUCCAUCAAGUAGGGAGCCGGUCAAUAUGAAUGUCAACCAAAACCAGCUCAACCACCCUGCACCUUUACCAAGGACAAUUCCCAACUCUUCCGCCCGCCCUCGCUCAGCACACAUUCUACCUGACCAAGCGGUCUUCUCGUCAAUGUCUGCCUCGCCUAAGCAAACUCCUAUAUCACGGUAUAGCAGCUCCUUUAGUCAUCGACGUGGACGCCUAUCCACUGGUGGCGGAAGCAAGACCGAAGAAGAUAACAACUCGAGUGGCAAAGCUAGUAUUAGCUCCUCUUCAGCUGCCGCAGCUGGACAGCGGAACUCGACGUCGGGUGUUUUUCCUGUCAUCGAUGCAGACGAAGAUAAUAUCUCUGACUUCCUAAAGCUGCUGGACCAGAGGAAGGAUCUACUCUCGCAUGGCCCUGACAGCUCAACGUUCGAUUCCUCGAGCAAGCGGACUACGACAGCUGCGCUGUCAAGGUUCCAGAGGAUGAAGGAUGCCAAUACCGCCUUGUCGGACUCAAUGACUUCUUCUCUCCUCCUCCAUCGAUCAGCUACCUCAUCAUCGUCAAGUAAACAGCUCCCACCGGCCGCAACGAGCAAUCCCAACCCCAUAGCCACCUCUGUACCAAACGCCAUACCCAGCGGCGUGUCGGGCUCUAUAUCCUCUUCCCCAGGCAAAGCCAUCUCCCCACAUACACCCCACACUCCCGCCAUCCCAUCCCGGCUCAGCUCAAACAGUGUAAUUGAAUAUCCCAACCCCAAUGAACCCGGACAUAUCACUACCACUACUACCCGUUCCCGUCGUGCACCACGUCACGGCUCGCCGCUGGGUGAAACUCAGGAACCUGAACCCGAAUCUGAAGCUGGACCUGAAUCACAAACGACCACCACUGCAAAUGCGAUCGAUAUACCGCUACCCGCUUCCCCGCAUCAUCGUCACCAUCGUAGUGCCGCAUUUAUCCCUAACUUCCGUCGCUCUAGUUCUGCUGCUCAGCAUCGUACCAGCACCACAGCGAACUCCAACAACACCGCAACCGGGGAUGAAGAUGGGCCUGAUUUCCUGCCUUUCCCUACCACAACUAGGAGUAUCAGUCUAGGCGCACAGGAUAGGUCGCCACCAUCAAUCAGCGAGCUGUUGCAGACCGCCAGCCCGGAUCCAGAGAAUCAGCCUCCACCAUCCUCCUCAGUCAACAGGCGCGGGAACGAGGAUAUCUGCCCCCAACCAGAUCGGGACGGCGAUAGUGACAGUGUAAAGGAAAGAUCAACCUCCGGCUAUCAGCCUCGGUUCGCUCAGCGACACGACCGAGAUACACAAGCACAUACGUCCUCGCACACGCACGCACGACGGGCUAGCAUGAGACGAUUCAGCACCACUCGCUCACCGUGGGGAGCUAGUAACACAAAUCCUGCAUCUAACCCCCAUAGCAGUGGCAAUAUGGACGAAGACGAACCACUUUUAUUCACCAUGUCCGAUUUCGGAGUCGGUGCCAGCCAACGUGCCACCACUGGCGGCAAUACCCUAGAGUCGAGAAACAGGCGUCGAGACCGAGAUCGAGAUCGAGAAGGCGAUGGCGGCGGGUCUGGUUCUGGUGGUGGGAAUCCCUGCUCAUUUCAUCCGUGGGAUUAA
Messenger RNA from Arthroderma uncinatum, 2892 nucleotides. RefSeq lists its product as uncharacterized. The transcript has 3 exons. Bases 1 to 2892 code for a protein of 963 amino acids. The record is from RefSeq and is a predicted model, not a curated record. Gene Ontology annotation, biological process: piecemeal microautophagy of the nucleus; autophagosome assembly; mitophagy. NCBI's taxonomy places the organism in Eukaryota, Fungi, Ascomycota, Eurotiomycetes, Onygenales, Arthrodermataceae. Gene Ontology annotation, cellular component: phagophore assembly site; Atg1/ULK1 kinase complex; extrinsic component of membrane.